Messenger RNA from Dermacentor albipictus, 2266 nucleotides. Its product is annotated as transmembrane protease serine 9-like. NCBI's taxonomy places the organism in Eukaryota, Metazoa, Arthropoda, Arachnida, Ixodida, Ixodidae. Gene Ontology annotation, biological process: acrosome reaction; proteolysis. The record is from RefSeq and is a predicted model, not a curated record. Gene Ontology annotation, molecular function: serine-type endopeptidase activity; protein binding.
GCGGCAUGCUCUCUUUUACAAGAGGUGCAUUGAAGCUGCCUAGUUUCAGCGAUGAAACUCCUCGCAUUAGCCGUCGCAGUUCUUUGUUCUGCUGGCCCAGUGUUUUCUCGCAGUUUGAACCUUCCUGCAAUUUCUGAUGCUGAUAGAGCAUGCAAGGGUGCCCUCGGGCCUGAUAUCAUUGACAAUGACCCUACGUACAUCCUGAGCCCAAACUUUGAUGGAAUUGCGAAGUAUCCUGCCGGCGUAUUCUGUAUGUGGACAUUGCGCACACUGCCAGGCAAGGUAAUCAAUUUGGCGUUCGAGGAGUUCUCGCUGCAAGACUCCCUGGACUGCGUCCGUGACCGGGUGGCCCUGUACGCCGGCGAGUGGCGACCUCAGCCUGAGCAGCAGCAGCAGUUGGCCGAGAAGCAGCAGAACCCGGUCGCGCUGGGCUCGGCCCUCGAAGACCACGGGUCCGCUACGCUUCUGGCUCGCUGGUGCGGGCCCUGGCUGCCGCGCGACUACGCGCUUCCGGCCAACACUCCAGCCACGCUCGUGUUCACCUCCGGAAGGCAGGGCACAGCGGGACUAGGGUUCGUCGCGCGAUACUACCUCACCGACGCUCCCGUCACAGAACAUUGCAAGGAGGAAGAACUACGCUGCCGUAAUGGCCAAUGCGUGGCCGAGCGCAAAAGGUGCGACCGGAACGACGACUGUGGUGACGGUACAGACGAAGAGAACUGCGGUCCUGAGGUUAGUGGCAACGGGUCGGAGACCUGUGGCCAACCGCUGGCAGACCCAUUCCGCUUCCACGGCGACGAGGACGCGUACAUCGUUGGCGGGAGCAAGGCGAAACCCGAGAGCUGGCCGUGGCAGGCAUCGCUCAAGCUGGCCGAGGACCCUGUGCACGGACACAAAUGCGGCGCCACUCUCGUCGACAGGCAGUGGCUCGUAUCGGCGGCCCACUGUUUCCGCACGUGGGGAGAGCCGUCGGACUGGAUAGUGUACGUGGGAAAGUACUACCUCUUCGAGGACGAAGCUACGCAGCAGCUGCGCUAUGUAGAGUCCAUCUUCAUUCAUCCUGGUUAUCAGAUGGCCGUUAAACCUGUGCUGGUGGAAAACCGAAAGGAUCACGACAUCGCGCUGCUCAAGCUGAACGCGCCCGUUACGCUCAAUGGACAGGUGCAGCCGAUCUGUUUGCAGGAGCUGCCCGAGCUCGCCGACAACACGACGUGUUACGUCACAGGCUGGGGCGCGACCCGCGAGGCCGAGAUGAGCCCCGUGCUGAAGCAGGCCGCCGUGCUGGUGCUUCCGGUGGACGAGUGCGCCACCUACUACAACGGCACGUGCGUCAUCAACCAGCUGAUGUACUGCGCCGGCUACGAGGACGGCCGACACGACUCGUGCCACGGUGACAGCGGUGGUCCUUUGGUGGUCAAGGAAGGAGGCAGAUGGCAAUUGGCCGGUGUCAUCUCGGGUGGACUCCGAUGCGGGGAGCCACGACACCCAGGCAUCUACACCAAAGUGACGCCACACUACACCUGGAUACGUGACGUCAUGUCGGGAAACGUCACGCGCUCCUGACGUCAGCGGAAUCUUGAACGGCGUGAGGGGAGCAGGAAUCGGUACCAAACAACGGAUAGUACCCGUUUUUAACAGCACGAGUACCACCUAAAUGAUUCACUUGAUAGAAGAAAAAAACUUAAGCAGUGCAAAAAAGAAAAAAAGAAAAAGAAAAGACAGGGUGCACAGAGUGAUUUGCAAUAUACUGACACCACAAGUCAUCAUUUCCCAAUUUUCUAAAUUUAAGCACAGAUUCUGUCAGUUUUAGCACUGCGCAGUCAACAAACAUAUUCAACACAGAGGCAAGGAAGUAGUGAAACGUUUUAGCAUAUCGCUACAAGUAACCACUACUGCCUUGUGCACGAAUAUGUGGCACCUUUGGGCAUAACGGUAAUGUUACUGUGGUAAAAUCUUGAAAAAAAAUUUUCUGUUAGCAUCAAGGAGAACAUGUGAGAAGCCUUAGCGUCGCAUGCCCGACAUAGCGAGAGUGCUUCCAACCAAGGCGCAAAUAAGAUUUAUUACAAUGUGGGUGGUCCGUGCGUUAAUCCGCAGGCACAGAAGUGUUGAAAAAGAGAUAUUACAGGUACUUUCGAUGCACAUAAAAGUCAUGCAACACAACAGGAUAUUUCCUAAGUUCUGGAUAAAAGCAACGUCACAAGGUCUCGCUACGAGCGCAAUAUUUUUUUUAUGAAGGCUGCGCAUCACCUAAACUCUCUCGUGGAUU